Molecule: messenger RNA, 4616 nt
Organism: Acanthochromis polyacanthus (spiny chromis)
Lineage: Eukaryota; Metazoa; Chordata; Actinopteri; Pomacentridae
Gene: nrip2
Product: nuclear receptor interacting protein 2
Exons: 6
Coding region: 350-1171 (273 amino acids)
Source: RefSeq, a predicted model, not a curated record
GAUCCAAGGACAGACGGCACUGAGGGGAGGGGAGGAGAAACACUCUGCUCAGUCACACCUUCCACACUGCCUCUCCGACACACUGAGCAGAUCCCGACAUCGUGAGGAAGAUGCACGUCUACAGCAGACCCCGGACAGGACAUUAGCUCCUAAAGCCACCGAGACAAAUACAUGCCAAGGACCAGAGGGGGGGCAGAGCGAGCCCAGAGGGAAGGACAGCAGCAGCCUUUCAGAGAGGGCAGGAAGAGGCAACGUUUGCGGGGUUUAUUCUGAGGUUUUCUGCUCUUCGUCCACUCUGCCUCCCACCUCUGCUGCCGUGAGGCUACAGGCAGUUUCGCAGUCCGAGACCAUGAGUGAGGCGAAGAAGGGUGAACUAGCCAUCCGGGAUAAAGCCAUCCUGCACCAGCAGAGGCGUCUGAAGCAGGCGACCCAGUUCACGCACAAGGACUCGGCUGACCUCCUGCCCCUGGACGGGCUGAAGAGGCUGGGCACGUCCAAAGACCUGCAACCUCACAGCAUCGUCCAGCGCCGCCUGCUGGAGGGAAACAUCCCGCGGCUGAGAGGCGAGGCCCGGGACCUCAGCGCCAGGGUUCGAUCCCCGCUGGCAGACACCAAGGACGGACCCACGGACACCGAGGAGAGGAGCGAGAGCACGGCCGACGACUCCACAGAGGAGAGAGAAUCUCUGGAGGAGAGCGAGAGGAGCCUCCGGUCGGACGAGGAGGACGACAGCAGCGAAGCCGGAGCCAGGCAGACGGCGGAGAAACCAGAGGGCACGGAGAGCUCGACUGCCCUCACGGCUCUGGUCAUUCAAUGCAAGUGCUGCGAGGCUGAAGUCAAAGCAUCCAUCAACACUGGCAGCCAACAUAACCACAUCUCCACCUCCUGCUGCCAGAGGCUGGGACUGGUUCCUAGUUCACCAUGUGGAGGCAGCAGCUCGGUGACGGAUCUGCAGCUGCAGCUGGGCAGGCAGACACUCAGGUGUUCGGCGUAUGUCAAAGAGGAUGAGGCGUUUGAGCUGUGCCUGGGUCUUCAGACUCUGUUGGAACUUAAAUGCUGCCUGGAUCUGAGCAGUCGGGUCCUGAAGCUGCAGGGCUGUGGAGAGGAGCUGCCUUUCCUGAAGCCUUCGCCCGACAGCCAGUGCCAUCACGACACCAACGAGAACCUGUGAGCCCGACUCGACGGCGGCGACCACUUCCUCUUGGCCUGACCGGCUGCAGCAGCGUGGCCCCGAGCCGUUCGUGUCCGGAACCGUCCAAUCACAGCGUCUCUCACUGCCAGAACCAUGGAUGAGCGUUCGCCUCGGUCGCUCUUGAGUUUACAUCUUUGUGUUCGUAGAGAGAUUUGCCAUGAUUAUCUCUUCUAUUGAAUUAGUCUAGUUUGCAGAGGGAAAUCCAAUCUCUGUGAGUUCAAUCAUUCUUUAUGAGUAUACUGUAUGUUCAGAUCAGUUCCUCUGUUGAGCUGCUUGGGGAAAACCAUGAUAAUCAUUUCAAGUGAACUUUUAGUGGAAUAUUUUGUGAUUUGACUGUGAAAAAUGGCUAACAAUCAAAGUAAAUAAAAAUAUAUUAAUUGCAAACCUAAAUCGUUUUAGUUAGGUGUUGUAACAGGAAUGGUUUGACAUUUGGGGACAUAAAUUUGUUCUUUUUGAAAAGAUCGACACCGCAUGAGUCUGUUAGCCAGUUAGCUUAAGUCCUGCAUCUGUCUGACAGCAGCUCUGUCUGCCUACAGCACUACUAAUAUUUAUAGACUAUAGCUUCUCUGGGAAAUCUAUACCUGCAUUGAAAUCUACAAACAAAAACGAUUUUAUGAUUAGGAAAAUCACUCCAGAUUAGAAAACAGUUGCAUAAGCACAAAACAGCCUGUAAGACUGCCAUCUGACGUUUUUACAUUUCAGUGUUUUUAUGGAAUAAGCCCAUGCCUUCUUUGUCCGAUAAAUCCCCAACUCUUUGCUCAUUAGUUUUAGCUAACGAGCUAAGCUGUUAGCUGUUUUUCCAACCAUUAUUACCGAUAGCCAUUCUACCAUUUAUCCACAACAUUUAACAAACUAUUUCUGCUCUUUAACCGUAACUUUGGCCAAUUUAGACACUUUGUCUAAGGAUAUUUCCACCAUGUAGCUAUGUAGUCUACUGUUUUCUCACUGUGUAUCCAUAACCUUUAGCUAGCAGUGUCUAUUCAGUAUUUUCAUCUGGUAUUUUUUAACUAUUAUCCAUGACUUUUACCUAUUUUACUUGUUUAUCCUACCAUUAUUUUAGCUAAUUGUUGUACUUCCAUCAUUUAUUUUGAUUUUUUUUAGCUAAAUUCUGCCUUUAUAUCCUUUGGUAAUUGGUUGCUCUUUACCUAUACCAUGAAAUGAUGACUAAUUUAUGUAUUAAUUUUAGUUUAAACCUGUUUAUAUAUAACUUGAAGCUAGUUUUCUCUGAAUCUUUCCUGCUACACAUAUAUUCACUCAAGUUGUGGAAGCUUUCACCGAAAGGAAAGAUACCCAUUCUACCCUUAGUUGGGAAUCACUGGCUUAAACACAUUUCCACGACAUGCUCAUUAGCGAGCUUCAGGGGUACUGCUCGGCUUAUUUUGUUGCUUUUGGACAGAACCAGGCUACCUCUUUCAACCACCAGAUUGCGACUGUAGUCUUACAUUUACCAGCUACGUAUGAGCGGUAACUUCUCAACAUCAUCCAAAAAUGUGAACAAAAAUGUUCUUAAAUGUCAAACGAUCCUUUAAGAAUCACCAUGACUCAUCUAAAAAGUGUUUGUACUCAGGAUGACCUUGACAAUGUGUUCAAAGAAAGAAGUUUUUUGAAGUCCUGUGUAAUUAGUUCUGGAUCAGGUAACCUCCUUCAGAGACAAGGAUGGAUUCUAGUUGAGAAUUUUAAGGAAAAUACCACAAUGUCUGAGGUACUUAUCUAUAUUCAGCUCUGUAAAGCCCCUUCACUCUUUCUUUCCUCAUCAAAAGACUGACAUGGUUGCUUUUUUUCCAGCGUGUCACGAUGGCCCGGAGGCUGAAUUAUGGUAGUUCCCUAUAAAUCCCCUCGAAUAAAAAUAGACUUCAGGCCAGCCAGCCCAAUAUACUUGAGUCAGACUCAGCUACAGAAAUAUCAAAACAUUCCAUCUGCAUGACUUUGUAAAGUUCUGCCUUUGUAUAAGUCUGCAUGUUUGUGCACUAGUCUGAUUGUGUCAUGUUGCGUUGAGUCAAAGCGGGGUUUUUCUGCCUUAGAACGGCUCCUGUUUCACAUGGGAAUAAAAAGUGGAAUGGGUCCCAUCGUCCCCGAGAGCUCCGGUCACAACAAGCUGCCAAAUCCGACCCCAGCUGCCUUCCCUCUCUCUGCCUCUUUCAGGAGAUUUUAAUCACUCGGCCAUGGUCUUCAAGCCCACGCUCCUCUCCAUCCAGAGGACCCGGCCCUCUUUGUGUAUUUAACACCUUUUUGGCUGAUGUUGUUCACUCUGACACCUCAUGUUUGCGAAUUUUCCCGUCACAAGAGAAUGAAAGAAAAAGAAAAAAAGACUCCCCCACUCCAGUGCCACCUGCCUCUCUCGUCUCCGUGUCUUCAUGGCGUCAAGAAUCAGGAACUCUGCCUCAGAUGUGCUCACCGAAGGCCAUCACGCUCUGCUUUAACCCUCCUGUUGUCUUCAUUUACAGGCACUGAAUAAGAUUGUUUCCUUGUCUGAAAAAAAUACAAAAAUUCAGCAAAAAAUUGCAGAAAAUUUGCAAAAACCUUCAGGAAGAGUUUCCCUUAAAGGUUCCCAAAUUUUGCAAGAGAAUUCUUGUAAAUAUUUUCAAAACAUGAGGAAAAAUCUUCCAAAAAAAUCCUAAAAAUAUCUAAAGAGAUUCCACAUAUAUCAGCAAAACUUCAUACUUUUUUAUGUUUCUUUUUUUUCCACCAAAAAAAAAUGACACAAAAGACAAAAGACACAAAACAUUUAGUCACAGGUGUCUGGAACCGAAUGAUAUAGUGUUUUACUGUAUGGUCAAAAUGACAAAAGUCAGACUAAAAAACAAAAACAAGACAAAAUAUUACAAAAAUGAGACACAAAAUGACAAAAGCAAGAAACAAAGCAACAAAAAUGAGACAAAUGACACGAAACUAAACAAAACAGAGACAAAAAUUAGACAAAAGUUGCAAAGCGACAAAAAACGAACAAAAACAAGACAAAAAAUGACACAAAUGAGACAAAAUAUUCCCCUAAAAAAACAUUUUGCUGGAUUUUGGUAGAUUUGUUUUGUGACUGUUCUUAAGAAACAUUUUUAACUUUUCCACCAAAAAAUAAAAAAAAAAUUCCCAAAAUUCUGAAAAUGUGGACAUCAGAAGUUUCACUGUGAAAACACAUUUUUUCCCCUCCACUUUUUCAAACUUUAUAACGGGUUAAUUUGACCUGCAGGACAACAGGAGGGUUAGCAGCCCCGGAGCCACGCCGUGCUUUUGGCCGUGCUACAGCAUCCAUCUAACCUCCCGUUGAUCAUCCACGCGUAGAUUGGCGAUGUUUUUGUUUCUCUUUGACGUACUAGUGACCUUCCUAUGCUGUGUGAGAGGAAUCAAUGUGUGACAGAAAUUUAUUUUUGGUGUUUUAUCUUCUUCUGAACAGUAUUUUCUCUGCCUAAUAAAAUAUGUAUUCUGGCUA